AUGCCGAGCAAAGAGAAGCUGGCGAAGAAGGAGAAGUACUUCAACAAAUUGAUCGACUUGUGCGUGAACAGUCCCAAUGCUCUUCUGGUGGGCGUCGACCAUGUUGCCUCGAAGCAGAUGCAAGACAUUCGCAUCGAGCUGCGAGGCAAGGCCGUGGUCCUCAUGGGCAAGAACACCAUGAUCCGCCGGGCCUUACAGGUGGGUCACGAGCGGCAUCCAGAGGCUGGGCUGGACAUGCUUCGAGCCACGGUCAACGGCAACAUGGGCUUCAUCUUCGCCACCAACUGCAGCCUAGACGACAUCCGAGAAACACUGAAGAGGCACACGCGGCAGAGUGCCGCCAAGGCGGGGCAGGUCUCCAUCGUCGAUUGGUUCAUCCCCUCAGGGCCCACGGGCAUGGACCCUUCCCAGACAGCUUUCUUCCAGGCCUUGAACAUUGGGACAAAGAUCGUGAAGGGACAGAUUGAGCUGGUUUCGGACUUUAAGAUCCUGAGCUGUGGCGAGAAGGUCUCUGCUAGCGGAGCCGUCUUGCUCACUAAGCUGGGGAUCAAGCCUUUCGAGUACAAGGUCGAGGUUCAACAGGUCUUUCAAGACGCUUCUGUCUUUGAUGCUGCUGUGCUGGACAUGUCGGAACAAAUGCUGAUCUCCAAAUUUUUGUCCGGCAUCGCCAACAUGGCGGCCUUCAGCCGGGAGGUGGGCAUCCCCACCGAAGCUGGCUUGCCGCACGCCUUCGGCAACGCCUUCAAGAAUGUGGCCUCCAUGGUUGCCGACAUCGACUUCACCUUCGCGGAGGUCAAGGAAGUGAAGAAGUUCCUGGAAGACCCGGAUGCCUAUGCCGCCGCAAACCCGACGACAUCUGCACCUGUGACCAGCAGCGAUGCGCCCAAGAAGGAGGAGAAGAAGGUGGUAGUAGAGGAGGAAGAGGAAGAGGAGAUGGAUUUCGACCUUUUCGGAUGA
Molecule: messenger RNA, 957 nt
Organism: Symbiodinium pilosum
Lineage: Eukaryota; Dinophyceae; Suessiales; Symbiodiniaceae
Source: the annotation of a GenBank genome assembly